Camellia sinensis is the source of this 1101-nucleotide messenger RNA. The record is from RefSeq and is a predicted model, not a curated record. NCBI's taxonomy places the organism in Eukaryota, Viridiplantae, Streptophyta, Magnoliopsida, Ericales, Theaceae.
AUGAAAAAGCUGGGGAAUCUUAGAUCACAUCUCAAAAUGUGGAAUUGUGAAGUGUUUGGAAACAUUGAUGAGCAAUUGAAACAAGCUGAGGCUGAACACCAUGACUGGGCUAUUAAGGCUAAAGGUAAGAACUUGCUGGAACAUGAGGUUAAAAAGAUAAAGGAGGUUAGAAGGCUAGUCUGGGAACUGAACAAAAAGGAGUGGUUAUGGAAUCAAAAAUCCAGAUUGACAUGGAUAGCCAAUAAGGACAAAAAUACAAGGUUCUUUCAUAUCUUGGCUAGUAGCAGGCAGAGAAAAAAUUUGCUAGAUUCUGUCAAAGAGAAUGGUGUCAUUUAUGAUCAGCCAGAUGUUAUGAAACAAGCAGUGGUGAGAUAUUUUAGCCAAUUAUUGUCUGAGGAUUGGAAGAUUAGGCCAAAACUGUCAGGUGCAUUUGUCUCAAUUGGUCAUGAAGAAUCAAAUUUGCUAGAGGCAGAGUUUUCAGAUGAGGAAAUUUGGGAAGCAGUCAAUGAUUGUGAUGGUAACAAAGCCCCAGGGUCUGAUGGGUUUAAUUUAUCUUGCAUCCAGAAAUGCUGGAAUAUAAUGAAAAGGGAGGUAGUGCAACUUAUGUCUAAUUUCCAUUCUAAUGGCCUAUUAGUUUGGUGUAUCCUAGAUUGGGUGCUAAUUGCUAAUGAAGUGGUAGAUUGGUGGAAGAGAUCAAAGAAACAAGGCAUCAUCCUUAAACUAGAUUUUGAGAAGGCAUAUGAUUCAGUAAAUUGGGAGUUCUUGUAUUCAAUGUUGACCAACUUUGGUUUUGGAGAGAAAUGGGUGAGGUGGGUGAAAACAUGUAUCUCUACAGCUAGAGUCUCAGUGCCAGUUAAUGGCUCACCCACAACAAAAUUUUCUCCAAUGAAAGGCCUCAGGCAAGGUGACCCACUUUCACCCUUCCUUUUUAACAUUUUUGCAGAGGGCCUUAACUUAUUGACGUCAAGAGCUAAAGAAGUGAGUUUGAUAAGAGGAGAUUCAAUUGGUCCAAAUGAUCUGAGAUUAUCUCACCUUCAGUUUGCAGAUGAUACCAUCAUAUUUUGUGAAGCAGAUUGGGAGGAAAUUAUUGCUAUUAAGUGA